AUGUUCAGUUUAAAUGAAAAUUAUUACCUUAGAAAAUGUUUCCUUGAGAGAGGACAAGUUCCUACUCAAUCAACAAUGAAGGAAAAGAUGUCGCCCGCUUUAGCAAACGUUUAUUUUAAAAGCAUGAUACCCAAACUAAAAUUACUGGCAGGUCUUGAGCCUCCUAUGAAAGGAGCUGGAAAAGACUGGUUUGUUCCACCAAAGGACUUAUUAGAAGGCAGAACAGUUAUGAAACCAUUCAAAAGGGAAUGCAUGAAAGAAUGGAAUUGCUAUGGCGUUGAUAAAGUUGCCAUGAAACUGAUAGAAGAAUAUCACCUUCAGAUGAGGGAAGAAUGUAACCGAAAAUUACAUGAAAGUGAUCUUGAGUGGGAGCGAAUUGUAGAAGAACUCAGUUGCGAAAUGUGGAAUAAAUGUUCGAAAACCGAAGCUAGCUAUAACACAGAUUAUCUCCGAAAUGCUUUUGCUGAAUUUACUAAUUUAUAUACAAAAUCAAUAGUAAAACUAGAAACCUUAAUGUUUGAUGCAACUGUUAAUAAAAUCAAAAGUUUUCGAGAAGAAACAUUCCAAAAAAUGCGGUCAAAAUAUGAGUACUUAUUACAAGAGCAAUCGAUAAUGCUAAGGGAUAGAUAUACCCGAAAACUAAAUGAAGAGAAAAAGAGAAUGAAAACGGAAUUUAUCAGGAAUUUAGAAAUAGCUCGAACUAACUUUGGAGAUAAAUUGCAUGAUAUAAAACUAGAAAAACACGUCGCUAUAGAAAAACUAAGAAAUUACCUGGAAUGCCAAAACUUAGCUUGUCAAAUAUAUGUUGCGUUAAAAGAGCGCCAUGAAUGUUUAGCGGAAAUCGAAUUGAAGAAACAUGAGCACACCAAAACAGCCAAAGCUUUGACAAAGACACUAACAUAUAAAGAUUUUGAAGUUAAGCUCGCACAAAAGAAAGACAAGGCCCAAAAAGAAUUUAAUCAAAUAUGGAAGAAAAAAGUUUGUCAUGUCGUAAAAAAUUUCCAAAUGUUUGUAUCGUACUGUCUUAAGAUGUUACCGGAACAAGCAGAUUUUUUUAUCAACAUGGAAACAUUAAUGUUGUUACAACUUAGUGAAGCCUUAGAACAGCCAAGUGCUUAUAGCUUGAUUGAAUUAGACUUCGAGCAAUUCCACACACCCGUACCAAAACCACAUCCUUUUUACCUUUUUUGUGAUAAAAAUUACAAACCAAAUGUAAAUCAGAACUUCUGUCCAAAACAUUGUACCUCUAGUGCGUCACAGUUUCCAGUUAUAAUAAUUAAUAAACGAUGCAUAUACGCAGCCUGUGAUAACUUUGAACAGUUUACAGAUAGAAUAAAACAAUACAUUCACGGCGAAGUUUUGAACGACGCUGAUUUUAAGGAUGACAAAAAUUACGCCUUUACUGUACCUGUGAAUUACACGCCUUCUCGACAGUUGCGUGAGUUAAAAUUGGAAAGCUCUUUACUGCAAGUAUUAGAGCAAGAAAUAACAAACAUACAAAAAGUUAAUUUUAUGUGUUCUGGUUGUCAAAUAGCCCAUUGCUUCGAUUGUGAUCGAGUUAGUUCUCAUAGCCAGCAAACAUUAUUGUCACAGAUUGAAACAAAAAUGCAGGCUUCGUUGCCAUCAAUACCCUCAGGCAAAAAACUUUCGACACGAGAAGCAGAACUUACCCAUGAAAGAGAGCCAAAAUGGGACAGCUACAUGAAAUACGUCCACUCUAAAAAAUGUGAAUGUUCUAAAAUGGCCAAGAAGCAUUUGCAAGAACAUUUACCUACUUACAUGAGAAAAAUGUCUUAUUACGAUGCACCUCAGUUACUAAACUACAAAACUUGUUCUGUUAAACAAUUAAAAAGUCUGGUUAAAGAAGCGAGAGGUAAGAAAGAUCCCAUACCACCUCCACCUAAGGUACCACCUAAAUCAAAGGAUAUAGGUACUCAAUGUUCGGACCAUGAGUUUGAGGAGCUAUGCACAUGCUUUUCCGCGGAUUCUCUACUUAAGUUCAUGAAAAUGCUUCCGAAACGCAAACAAGAAUUGUUGCGAGAUGUUGGCCGUUCUAUAUCAGAAUCACUAUUGGCACAAGAACGUAUGGCCUUUUCAAGGGAACGCGCGUAUUCUUUAAUGCAAUUGAUUAAAGAGGCACCUGAUGUGAAAGAAAUAUUUAAAAGACAAGACUGUGAAUUCAAAUAA
Molecule: messenger RNA, 2187 nt
Organism: Arctia plantaginis
Lineage: Eukaryota; Metazoa; Arthropoda; Insecta; Lepidoptera; Erebidae
Source: the annotation of a GenBank genome assembly